Aedes albopictus (Asian tiger mosquito) is the source of this 1700-nucleotide messenger RNA. Its product is annotated as peritrophin-1. Bases 377 to 1120 code for a protein of 247 amino acids. Gene Ontology annotation, cellular component: extracellular region. The transcript has 6 exons. The record is from RefSeq and is a predicted model, not a curated record. Gene Ontology annotation, molecular function: chitin binding. Lineage: Eukaryota; Metazoa; Arthropoda; Insecta; Diptera; Culicidae.
AUGAUCGCAAGGCAAAAACUUGUUUCUCUUUCACUUGAAGCAAUCAGUUUGCGCCAGAGCUUCGGCAGACUAACAUCUUCGCGGUUCACCUAGGUCGGUCUCGGUUGUUGCGGUUAACUCGUGUUCGAGCUGAGGCAAGAGAAGUUUAUACUUAAUCAUCACUUUGCACGCGGUUCUGUGAUUUUAUGUCAGAAAAGUGUUAGAUUUUGUGCAACCGUCAAUUAGUGGCAAUCAGUGGGGAUUCCUUUCGGUUUUAGAAGAGAGUGUAGCGAGAAGGAAAUAUCAAUAGCAUCGACAGUGGCAGCAGGAGCACCAACAUCGACUACAACGGUGGAAAAGCUACAAUAAGUGACAAGCCAGCGACGACGGAGAAAAAAUGGCAACGAAAACAACAGUAAUCGUUUUAGCAUCGCUAUUGAUUGGGCUGAGCGCGGCGCAGCGACAGGAUCAGGACGACCCGUGCAAAACCAAAUCCAAAGUGGUGGGCGACGUGACGUACUGCGACCGGUACUGGGAGUGCGUUAACAAUCAACCGGAGCUGUACGACUGCCCCAACGGACUGGUGUUUGCCGGCAAGCAUCGGGGCGUGACGGAAGGAUGCGACUAUCCGUGGCGAUCGGAUUACUGCGAGGGCAAGCAGUUGGCAAAUGGGCCUAUCUCAACGGAGCACUGUGACUGGCUGUAUGGUAUCUUUGGCCACGAGACGUCCUGCACGCGUUACUGGACCUGCUGGAACGGAACGGCCACCGAGCAGCUCUGCAUCGGAGGUUUGCUGUACAAUGAAAAUGCUCACAGCUGCGACUGGCCCGAGAACGUUGACGGAUGUCAGAAGCACCCCCUCUGCAACGAUGACGCUAAUGGAAACGUACCGCUCGGAAAGUCCUGCAACCGUUACUGGCAGUGUCAGGGAGGAUACCCACGGCUCCAGCGGUGUCCAGCCAUGCUCGUGUUCGACCGGCGAAGCCUGCGCUGUGUGGUGCCCCCGACCGAGGAUUGCGACGUCCCAACCACACCGCUGCCAUUCGAAGGUGAUCUGGAGCAGGGCAAGGGUAAUGCCAUUUCGAAUCUGCCACCGGGCGCCAUCCAGGGCAAACCGAGCGGAGGACGGAACAAAAACUAAACUCUCGUGAUAAUGACUGCACUGAGGAAAUGUUCGUUAGUUAAGGAUUUCCUCGUCGACAUCGGUCCCUUCGGAGCAUCAACAUCAACAUCAACAUCACCAGCAGCGGCAGCGGUUGCCCGAAACUAGGAGAGGAUGUAACCCACAGCAACAGCGAGGACCACUAUAAUGACAGCGCUAGAUAGAAGAAAAUUGGACGGUCCCAGCGCGUUGCUGAAAAAGUUCAGAACAUUGCUUUAAUCUGACGAUUUAUUCCCCAAAAGCGACCCGUCCCAUCCAUUACACCAAGUAUAGAGUAGCCGACGGCGACGACGACGUCUGAGAACUCGGCCAAUAAUUUUCGCCCGACGGCGAGGACUCCACUUCAAGCAGAACUCCGAAAGCACGUGCAAAUGAAAACUUCAUAAGUUUUGUAUAUAAAUAAUAUUUUUAAUUGAAAAUAAUGUUUAUACUAUUAUAUUAUUUCUCACUCGUUUUUAUUGUGCUUUAUUAUUUAAAACCAGAAAAUGAGAAACUGAGUAAGCAGCGUAAGAUAAAUAAACCGGUAAAACACAAAACCCCACUCAAUUUACGAAAGAUG